Argiope bruennichi is the source of this 2421-nucleotide messenger RNA. RefSeq names its product dynamin-like. Gene Ontology annotation, molecular function: microtubule binding; GTP binding; GTPase activity. Gene Ontology annotation, cellular component: membrane; microtubule; cytoplasm. The record is from RefSeq and is a predicted model, not a curated record. NCBI's taxonomy places the organism in Eukaryota, Metazoa, Arthropoda, Arachnida, Araneae, Araneidae. The transcript is spliced from 17 exons. Bases 171 to 2156 code for a protein of 661 amino acids.
GCGCCAACGCAUAACUCAGUUGUAACGAUUUAUUUGAUGUGUUGGCUAAAUUCCGUCCUCUUCGAAGCGUAGUAGCUGUGUAUUCAUUCAAGUUUUGAAAGAUAGUGCAUUGAGGAGGAUUUCAUACUCUUCCUUAGAGUGAUUUUAAACGUUAUAUUUUAUUGUUAAAAAUGUAUUCUACCCCACGAAGGCGAUGCAAUGGACGAUCGGAAUUAAAAUUUGUCAAAAGGAAGGGAAAUGAAGCCGAUGUAAUUGAUGUAAUAAAUAAGCUGCAAAACAAGCUUACUUCCAACGGCAAACUGCUCGAAGUGCCCCUGCCUCAAAUAGUAGUUGAAGGGGGGCAGAGUUCCGGAAAAAGUAGUGUAUUGGAGAGCAUCAUCGGCAGAGAUUUCCUUCCUCGUGGUACUGGUACUGUGACUAGACGUCCUACCAUAAUUCAGUUGCAUCCGAAUGAUGAAGUAUAUGCUGAAUUUCUGCAUCGAGGGAGUGAACGAUUCACAGAUUUCGAAAGAGUAAAACAAGAAAUAAAGGAUGAGACGAUGCGAGAUCCUGGACCUAAUGGUUUCUCCUCGAAGCCUAUCAGCUUGAAGAUUUACGCGCCUAACGUCCUGAAGUUGACCUUUGUGGACAUGCCCGGCAUUAUUAAAAAUGUCACUCCGGACAUGCCCAAGGAAAGUGUGGAGGACGUGGAAAGGAUGAUACUCAAAUACAUAGAGCAACCCAACAGCAUUAUCCUAGCUGUGAGUCCAGCCAAUCAAGACAUUGCUACUUCUGAUGCUAUAGAAAUGGCUAGUAGAGUUGAUCCGAAGCGAGAAAGAACAUUGUGUGUACUGACCAAACUGGAUUUAAUGGAUCGAGGUACAGACGCUAGAGAUAUUUUGGAAAAUCGGGUUCUGCCUUUAGCCAAAGGAUACAUAGGCGUGGUAAACCGCAGUCAGGAAGACAUAGAUGCAGGAAAAGAUUUUCAGGCUUCAUUACAUAGUGAGAAGCGAUUCUUCGAAAACCAUCCUGCUUACAGUCAUAUGGCGGAUUUGCAUGGAAGUGUCUACUUACAAAAAAGACUCCAAAUAGAACUAAUCGAACAUAUUCGAAAAACGUUGCCUGCUGUCCGUAAGGAGCUCUCCCACAAGCUCAGUUGCAUGCGUAAGGAUUUGAAAAAAAUGGAUCAAAUGAUGGGGUUUAGCAAUGACGGAGUGAGUGGAGCUCAAGUAUUUAUGCAAAGAUUGGUCCACCAGUUCAUUGAUGAUAUCCAUACAAACCUCUUCGGGCACUCCGAAUAUGCUUGUCUGGAUAGCUUGAAGGCAGGGGCAAUCAUCAAUUACAAAAUGCAUGUAGAGCUUGAAGAAAUAUUAAAAUUGCCUACUGAAUUAAGUGAGGAGGAAUUUAUGAAUCUCAUUGCGAAUGUCCAUGGAACUAGAAAUAUCUUAUCUAUUCCAUCUGUGGCAUUAGAAGCAGCUUGUGGUUCAAUACUAGAAAAAUAUAGAGAACCGUUGGAAAUUUUCGUGGAUUCAAUCUCAUCUGUAUUGAUUUCAGCUGUUGAAAAUUCAUGCUUCAUAGUGAGUGAAUAUCCUGCCUUGAAAGAAGAUGUCGUUCGAUUCAUCAAUGAGUCUAUUGACACUGCUUCAGAAGAAACGAAAGAUUUAUUGGGAAAACACUUAGAUUCUCAGAUGAGAUACUGCAAUGUUUAUCAUUGGGAUUUCAAUAAAUGCAGAUGGGAAAGUGGCCUCCCUUGCAAGCCCGUUAUAGUUUGGAAUUCUAAUGCAGAUGAAAGUGAUGAUGAAAUUAAGGAAGAAGACAAUGCAAUAGCUGUUAAUAACCAUGCAGACGAUUUAGAUUCUUUAUCUGAUUUAAUAUCGGGGAAAAUGAAAAGAAACAACAACAUGAAAUCAAAUUCGAAAAAUAUGGCUGACAUCGUAACUGAGUACAUUCGUUUAGUUCAAAAGCAAAUAGCGGACACAACUCUGAAGUACAUCAACUGUUUUCUUGUGCAUCAAGUUUUUGAUUUCAUUAAGACGGAGUUGAUGAUAAAACUUCUGAAUUCGUCUAAUAAAGAUUCGAUUCUGGAAGAAUGCGAGCAAGAGUUCCAAAGAAGGAAUGAACUAUUAGAUUUAUGUGCUGAUAUAGAAGAAGCUCUUGUUGCUGCACAAGCAUUUUAAGGACUCGUUAUUUCUUUCCACAUAAUGUUACCUUUUUUUUUCUUCUUUUUUUUUUAAAUUACAUUUUUCAUUUUUUUCAUCGCCUUUUUUAUCGGAAGCAUAAGUGUUGCAUUAAAUUUUCCUGUGUAAAUACGCAGUUGUAAACAGGCAUCGUGUCUUGUUUUUCUUCAUACUAAUAUAGUUAGAAUAAGUGUGUUUGUAUUUAGCAUUUUGUAAUGAAAACUGUAUACGCAUUUAAUGUGUUUCUUCGCAUAAAUUGUUUUGU